Molecule: messenger RNA, 339 nt
Organism: Trichobilharzia szidati
Lineage: Eukaryota; Metazoa; Platyhelminthes; Trematoda; Strigeidida; Schistosomatidae
Source: the annotation of a GenBank genome assembly
AUGAACAAAUAUAUCUACUUCUUUCUUCCCUUCUUGCUUACCUCAAUCAGCCUGAACAUAACACUGGCAGGUGAAGAAAAAUCACCUAAUGGCACUCAGGUCCCUGCAGCAACUAGCCCUCAAGUGACAUCCUCUACAGCCGCUCAAAACGCUAGCAGCGAAUCCACCCCUACAAAAGUAACUCCGAUUACUACACGUACAGUAACGGAACAAAAGAGAAAAUUUCCAAUUAUUAAAUUUUUUUGGAAUGAUGCUACAUCAGUAUCUCAAACAAAAUGGAGUUCAAUGUGGUCAAUUGUUAUAACAUCAAUUUUAUACUUAGGACUAUCAAAGCAAUAA